Messenger RNA from Apodemus sylvaticus (European woodmouse), 469 nucleotides. Its product is annotated as histone H3. The coding region runs from base 10 to 420 and encodes 136 amino acids. Gene Ontology annotation, molecular function: DNA binding; protein heterodimerization activity; structural constituent of chromatin. The record is from RefSeq and is a predicted model, not a curated record. NCBI's taxonomy places the organism in Eukaryota, Metazoa, Chordata, Mammalia, Rodentia, Muridae. The transcript has a single exon. Gene Ontology annotation, cellular component: nucleosome.
CACAAAAACAUGGCCCGUACGAAGCAGACCGCCCGCAAGUCCACCGGCGGCAAGGCCCCGCGCAAGCAGCUGGCCACCAAGGCGGCGCGCAAGAGCGCCCCGGCCACGGGCGGCGUGAAGAAGCCUCACCGCUACCGGCCCGGCACCGUGGCGCUGCGCGAGAUCCGGCGCUACCAGAAGUCGACCGAGCUGCUGAUCCGCAAGCUGCCGUUCCAGCGCCUGGUGCGCGAAAUCGCGCAGGACUUCAAGACGGACCUGCGCUUCCAGAGCUCGGCCGUCAUGGCGCUGCAGGAGGCGAGCGAGGCCUACCUGGUGGGGCUGUUCGAGGACACCAACCUGUGCGCCAUCCACGCCAAGCGCGUCACCAUCAUGCCCAAGGACAUCCAGCUGGCCCGCCGCAUCCGUGGGGAGCGCGCCUGAGCGUUCCACCUCCCUUCCCUCCCCCACAAAGGCUCUUUUCAGAGCCACU